AUGCACCAACCAUUCGAAAACCCCAACUACUGCCUCCUCGUCUGCCCCUGCUCUACCUCCCUUACGGCGCCCACGAUCACGUCCACCCUCACCACUGCUAUGCUGAAUCCCGGUGCCCCACCUAUACCAACCAUCGCCACCUCCACCAUAUCUGCCAAAACAUCCGCGACGACGACUACCACAACCACAUCUACCACCCCCGCUAUCGACCGAUACGCUCACGACGCCCUGUCAACCACCACCGUCGUCAUCACAACCCCCGGCUCCAGCGAUGUGGACUCGAUCCCAACCAGUCCUCAUUGCGAUCGCACAGUUACCUCAUGCAUCGGCCUUGUUAGUUAUUUGCGCAUUCCUCCCACUGAGACUGGCGAACCAGCGCAUGGAGCACCAACAUACGCUCGCCUUGUGGCAGUUCGCGUCUCCUUGCCCUCCGCCUUUGUCACGCUGCCUUCCUGUCCGCCUCACGCUCUUUGUCGAUACUCUGCUGGGACGCGCGAGUGCUCCAGGCCAAUCAACGCUGUCCCCCCUCUGAUUGGCUGGCGGACGCGGAGACAACGGAGGGCGCACACACACCCCCGAACAAAACAUCUCGAAGGCGGACACAGAUAA
Spirometra erinaceieuropaei is the source of this 609-nucleotide messenger RNA. The record is from the annotation of a GenBank genome assembly. NCBI's taxonomy places the organism in Eukaryota, Metazoa, Platyhelminthes, Cestoda, Diphyllobothriidea, Diphyllobothriidae.